AUGAGCCAGUCCUCAUUGAAUGUCACUUUGAUGUUCACUGCAUAUGGAUCUCCCCGUCCUCUCAAUUACUUAUUUUUCACUUUUACUCUUUUGGUGUAUCUUACCUCAGUUUUUGCAAACAUUUUUCUGAUGCUGGUUAUCUAUGUAGAAUCUAGCCUCCACAAGCCCAUGUACAUAUUUUUAUUCAACUUGGCAAUAAAUGGAUUGAUUGGAAGUUCUGCUGUCUGUCCAAAAAUCAUGGACCAUCUUCUCUCAGACAUUCAACAAAGCUCCCUUGAGGAUUGCCUGAUUCAGGUGUUUUGGAUCAAUGUCUAUGGAACAGGUGCAUACACAAUUUUAACAGUGAUGGCAUAUGACAGGUAUGUCUCCAUUUGCAAGCCUUUGCAAUACCACAGCAUCAUGACUCCCACUAAAGUGAAGCAACUGUUGGCUGUUGUGAAUUUCUUUCCUGUCUCCUCUAUAACCUUUCAAGUGUAUCUAACAUCAAGACUCCCAAUGUGCAGUUAUACCAUUCACAAGCUUUUCUGUGAUAACCUGGCAGUUGUCAAUCUUUCCUGUAUAAAAAGUGCUCUGGUUAAUUUGUAUGGUAUAUGUGUAAUUAUAGGUCUAGUUGUGUUGCCUGCAUGUGUUGUAGCGCUGUCUUAUGUCAAGAUUCUAACUGUGAGCUUGAAAACGUCAAAGGAAGCACAGAAAAAAGCUCUGAGUACAUGUACUCCUCACUUAAUCACGUUCAUCAAUUUCUCCCUGGCUACUCUCUUCUCUGUCAUUUAUAAUCGAAUUAAUUUGCAUUUACCAGGUGAGAUAAAUAUACUUAUGUCCCUGCAUUUCGUCCUCAUUCCCCCUCUAUUACAUCCAAUUAUUUAUGGAAUCAGAACUCAGGAAAUUAGGAAAUGCGUUGUAAAAAUAAUAAGAAAACAGAGAGUUUUUGCAGGAUCAUUUGACAUUUUUGUUUAA
This is a messenger RNA of Megalops cyprinoides (Indo-Pacific tarpon), 954 nucleotides long. RefSeq names its product olfactory receptor 52E2-like. The transcript has a single exon. The record is from RefSeq and is a predicted model, not a curated record. Bases 1 to 954 code for a protein of 317 amino acids. Gene Ontology annotation, biological process: G protein-coupled receptor signaling pathway. Gene Ontology annotation, cellular component: membrane. Gene Ontology annotation, molecular function: olfactory receptor activity; G protein-coupled receptor activity. Lineage: Eukaryota; Metazoa; Chordata; Actinopteri; Elopiformes; Megalopidae.